GUAAGUUAAGCUAUUAAAGUCGGAGUUUUGCAUAAAAGAUGUUGAGCUUGAUUUGUCAAGGAAAACUUUCCUUUGUUUCUUUUGAUCUCUUGCUCCUUGCAUUUCUUACAAUGACUAUUUCAUGACUUGAAGCUCUCAAACUUCCCUUUUUAUGUUUAACAGUCAGACUAGAUCCAUAUGAAUUUGGUGAAUAAUACUUGGCCAGCUACUAGUGAUAUCACCUUUGAUUUGAGUCUGAAGAACUCGUAGUAGUGGUGACAAAUAGAUAGAAAUGGGAUGUUCUACAUCAAAGCUGGAUAAUGAAGAGGCUGUUCAGCUUUGUAAAGACAGGAAGAAUUUUAUCAAACAGGCCCUUGAGCAGAGGACUCGAUUUGCCUCAGGACACAUUGCCUACAUACAGUCCUUAAAGCGUGUAUCUGCUGCCCUACGUAAUUAUGUUGAGGGAGAUGAACCCCGUGAGUUUUUCUUUGAUUCCUUCAGUACCCCAUCUUUCACACCAGUAAAGAAAACAUGUCCAAGUAUCAUCUCAAUCUCAUCAAAACCCUUCUCUACACCACCCCAAAUUCAGUCUGAAAGCAACUCAACUUUCAAAGUGAAUUACCUGAGAUCUGGUGGGAAUCCAUCCAUUUCUGUUGAGGAGAGACCCCAAUCACCAGCGACUGUGAGAAUCGAUGAGUCUUACUCUUCAAUGCACCACUUUGGGAUUGAUGGAUUCUUUGCAAUGCAGUCAUCCCCCAUGGACUCAUCAUUCUUUUCUUCAUCACCAAACAGGCCAAGUUUUCCUCCCCGCUCGCCUCAGACUGGACAAUGGGAUUUCUUCUGGAAUCCUUUCACCUCAUUAGAUGCUUGUGGUUACCCCACCCGCAUAAGUCUUGAUCAGACUGUCAUGGAUGACGAGACAGAAGGGCUUAGGCAGGUUCGUGAAGAAGAAGGAAUUCCUGAUUUGGAAGAGGAAGUUGAAGAACAAGAUGAACAGGCAGGAAUGUCAGAAGCAAGAGCUAAAAUUGAAAUGAAUUGCGCUAACUGUGAUGAUGAAAACGUUAUUGUUGAAGAUGAUACUGAAACUGACACUGAAGAUGAUACUGCCCAUGGAGCAAAAGGACUAAAAACCUACGGUACUGAGAGUGUUGAAGCAUCAGAAGCACAGAAUACAGUAGAACUUGAAAUCAGUAAUCAAGAGAUGGCAGUGGGUGAUCGAGAAGAUAAAGAAGAGACUCCCGGGUUUACUGUGUAUGUAAACCGAAGACCAACAUGUAUGGCGGAGGUCAUAAAGGAUCUCGAAGCUCAGUUCAUGAUAGUUUGCAAUUCGGCCAAUGAGGUCUCAACAAUGUUGGAGGCUACCAAAGCUCAGUACCCUUCAACCUCAAAUGAGCUCACAGCUGUGAGAAUGUUGAAUCCAGUUUCUUUGUUCCGUUCGGCCUCAUCACGCUCAUCAUCAUCGAGAUGCCUCUACUAUUCUUCAAUUUCCAGGGAUGAUGGUUAUGACAGCAGCAGUGACAUCUCUGAGGAGUCUUGUAUGUUCUCAGGGAGUCACCAAUCAACACUUGAUAGACUAUAUGCAUGGGAGAAGAAGCUAUAUGAGGAAGUCAAGGCUGGAGAACGGGUUCGUGUUGCCUAUGAGAAGAAAUUUAUGCAGCUAAAAAACCAAGAUGUGAAAGGAGAGCGUCCUUCUGUGGUGCAUAAAACAAAAGCCACAAUAAAAGAUCUCCAUACCCAGAUCAAGGUUUCAAUACACUCGGUUGAAGCAGUUUCAAAGAGAAUCGAAACUUUAAGGGACGAGGAAUUGCAGCCACAGCUUCUGGAAUUGAUACAAGGGUUAGCAAGGAUGUGGAAAGUUAUGGCAGAAUGUCAUCGAACACAAAAGCGAACAAUAGAUGAAGCCAAGCUCUUGUUAGCUGGUACACCCCUAAAACGGGCAGAACAUAAAAAACACAAUGAAAUAUCACCAACAGAACCACACAGACUUGCUCGAUCAGCUGCAAAUCUAGAGACUGAGCUUCGAAAUUGGCAAGCCUGUUUUGAGUCAUGGAUCGCUGCUCAGCGAUCCUAUGUUGAUGCACUAAAAGGAUGGCUCCUCCGAUGUGUCCGAACUGACCCAGAAACAUCAAAAUUACCAUGCUCUCCUCGACGCUCUGGUGGAGCCCCUCCAAUUUUUGGAACUUGUAUUCAAUGGUCCAGAUUCCUUGAUGACAUCCGUGAUAUCCCCGUGAUCGAUGGUCUUGAUUUCUUUGCAGCAGGGGUGGGUUCAGUGUAUACACAACAACUAAAGGAUGAUUCUCGCCGAACUCCAAUGGGAUCGAAGCGAUUCUCACCUGUUUCCAAUGGGAAUAUGGAGGUGGUGGAGGUGGGUCAGGUAGAAGAGGAGGUGAUAAUGAGCGCAGAGAAGAUAGCUGAGGUUGCCAUUAGGGUCUUGUGUGCUGGGAUGUCAGUUGUUAUGAGUUCUCUAACAGAAUUUGCAAUGAGCUCCACAGAAGGGUAUGCUGAUUUGGUUAAGCAAUGGGAGAAUGCCUCCUGGACACAAGAGGCCAGCAAAGGAGUCGUGUAAUUUCAGUCUGUAAUGUUUAUAGUAGAGUAGUUUGGUAAUGGGAUGUAAUUGUUUAUCAUAGAAUUACUAAAUUAUGCUAAUAUUAUGGUUCAUGUUUCUCAUA
Messenger RNA from Telopea speciosissima, 2648 nucleotides. RefSeq names its product protein ROLLING AND ERECT LEAF 2-like. The record is from RefSeq and is a predicted model, not a curated record. Bases 272 to 2545 code for a protein of 757 amino acids. The transcript has 4 exons. NCBI's taxonomy places the organism in Eukaryota, Viridiplantae, Streptophyta, Magnoliopsida, Proteales, Proteaceae.